AUGUCACAAAAGUACAACCAUCGUGACUCCAGUAGAGAUAAUGACCGAUCAAGAACCCCUGGGACGGAGCGCAUACAUGACAACUCAUUUGUUGAUCCUAUACCUGAAAUGUCUACAUUGGACCAGUAUCAUAUCAUUGAAAAGUUGGGACAAGGAACGUUUGGGGUUGUACAGAAAGCCCGAAAUAAACGCACUGGUGCACUAGUUGCUAUAAAACAACUUUUGAAUCACCUGGCAAAAGAGGGGUUCCCGAUAACUGCCAUGAGGGAGAUUACAAUUUUAAAACAACUCGAUCACCGCAAUAUUUUAAAUAUCGAGGACAUAAUUUUCGGGGAACCUGAUGUGACAAACCCAACUGAUGUGGUAACACAGAGGGGUUCAUUCUACACGGUGUCUCCUUACAUGACGAGUGAUUUGGUUGGAAUACUUGAGAAUCCAGAUGUGAAGCUAGAGCUUAAUGAGAUAAAAUGUAUCAUGAUGCAACUAUUGCAGGGCACACAAUAUAUACACGAACAAAACUUUUUGCACAGAGAUAUCAAAGCAGCCAACAUAUUGAUAGAUAACACGGGUGUUUUGAAAAUCGCAGACUUUGGAUUAGCUCGAAUGUACCACGGAGACGUGCCAAGAUUGGGAAUGGGUCCUGGCGGGGGAAAGAAAGACUAUACAGCACUUGUUGUGACUCGGUGGUAUCGUCCACCGGAACUUUUAUUGGGUGAAAGAAAGUACACUACUGCGGUUGAUAUAUGGGGAAUUGGAUGUGUUUUUGCUGAAUUAUUCAUUCGUAAACCAAUACUUGUUGGUAAAAGUGACGCCCAUCAGGCUCAACUUAUUUUUGAGCUCAUUGGAUCGCCAGAAACUUGGGAUGGGGCAGCAAAAUUACCAAAUAAGACACAUUUCAAUAUUGGCCUAGGUCGCAAGCGAAGCCUUGAAGGGAAAUUCGAAUCAUUGAUGCCUCCCUCAGCUGUUAGACUAUUAAGUGGAUUGCUAACACUUGAUCCUUACAAGAGAUUAAACGCGUUAGAUGCCUUGAACCAAGAAUUCUUCAAAAUCGAGCCACUACCUUUACGGCCAGAAGAGAUGCCGCAAUUUGGGGAAUGCCACGAAAUAGACAAGGAACGGUUCAAGAAACUCAGAGAGAACAACCACCUUGCUUUCAGAUCAGGUGCUCAAACUUAUCUUGAAGACAAGAGAUUUGAACAUGAAAAGGAGAAACCAACGGUUGGAAGGGUAGUCGAUCGUGAUAAUUACGAUGAUUAUGAGAGGAGUUACGUGCGGCGUAACGUUUCUAGACAAGCCGCUCACCUUAAUGAUAAUGCCUUUGAAGAUAGAGAGCAGCACCAAAGAAACAACCAGGUAAGGCGUUACUAUAAUAACCGGGGCGGUAGGACUCAGGAUAGUUGGAGGCAAAAUGGAUAUAUUGAUAAUGAGUUUGAAAAUGAUAAAGUCCCCUAUAGAGGUAUAGACUAUGGUGGACCUAGAACUUUCGAAUCCAAGCAGAUGUAUCCAUAUAUACCGCGCCUGGAAUUGAAUGAUUCGCACUAUUCUAGACACAAUUCUCCUCGUCCGUUGAGCAGAACGGAAAAUAGGCUACACAAUCCUGUUCAGAGCCACAAGAACAAUGAAGGAGUGAGCUAUUCCGAAAGACGAUCUCCAACGAGGAGUCAUGACAAAUCUGGAAAUUUAUUACCUAGAGAAGUUAGCCAUGGUCCAGAAAGAGCUUCGCUUGGGCAAGAGAACUUAAGAAAUACUUUGAAUAUGUAUUUGAAUGAUAAAAUUGAGAAUACCUAUGACAACCUUUCUGCCGCUGGAUCAAGCCCAAAAUUCUCGCCAGGUGAUGCAUCCUUGGCACUUGACAUAGAUUAUCACAAUAAUGAUGACAAUGAAAUUGAGGAAGAGAAAGAGCAACCUGUUGCAAGUGCUAACACUUUGCGCAAUUCUGUGAAUAGUGAAUCAAAAGGCAAAUGUAGCUAUUUCCCUUCACCAAUGGAAAGGAUAAAUCCAAGCGAGAAGUCAGAUGAAAGGAUAAGCUUAAGGAAGAAGUCAGAGGAGAGGACCUUAUCUCAGGAAAGGGCUGACACCAGCAAAACCAAAUCUCGUCAAAAGGAUUUCAUUAAAAAUUUUAGUGUGGAUGCUGGAAAAGAGCCAAAAAAUGCUGAACGCGAUGCUGUUCUCAAAGAUGCAGCUGAAAACGCCACGAAAAAUACUAUUAAAGCCCCAGAAUCUAGAGAACUGCAACAAGUGAUAGGAGGAAGAAUGAAUGGGGCACAUGUGAUUGAAAAGGAAACGACAAAUGAAGAAAGUAAAAAAGUAUCGAAUAAAGACAAAGCUUCAAAUGCAGACAACGACAAGAAUAAUGCGUAUGAACCAAUAACAGCUAAAGCGACAUCUGAUGCAACGACAGGAGUACAUAUUUUGGAUCUGCCUAGUCAGGAGUUUACUACCGAACCAAAGAUAUCUAACAUCGCCGAUGUUAAAAGUAGUUCCAAAAACGGGGCCGAACCUAUGGAGACCCCAAAACGGGAAGGCAUCGUCGACAAAAUCAGAAACAGAACUAUGCCCUAUGUGCAUGGGGGUAUAAGUGAUAGGGUGGCAAAUGCUAAAAGUAGUUCAAAUCUUUCGGCGUCUCCAGUUUUAAAGGAGAUAAAGAGAAGAACAAGUCUCGUACAGGAAGACGAUUCUCAACUGGAGAAGGGGACACCAAAGCCCGAGACAUCAAGCCAGGUCAAAGAUGCCGAUGUUGGAAAAUCUAAAUUACUCCAGGCACACGGAUCGGGUACGAAGAUACGUGACAGUAAGACUUUCUUAAAAAGUACAAUUGGACCUUCCAAAGAGCCGGUGAAAAAAGAUUUAUUUGGCAAACCCAAGACCAACUCAGUACCAAUAACGGUAACACGCUCGCAGCUGUCCAAGUUUCAUAAAAAGACCACAAAUUUCUCAAAAGAAAAUUCAUUUAAAAGGGGAUUGGUCGGCUAUGCAAUGGGAGCCAGUAAACGGGUGAAAAGAAAUUACAACUACAUGGAUGAUUGUGUUCUGGAGAGUGACUUAAGUGAAGUGGAAGAAUUCCCGGAAAAGGGUAGAAAACACGAACUUUAUGAGAACUUCUUAAAUGAAGUGGGUUACAGGCGGGAGCCAAUAUAUCGAAAGCAUAUGAAUGAAGCGAGGGGAUUCAGGCUGUAA
Molecule: messenger RNA, 3177 nt
Organism: Lodderomyces orthopsilosis Co 90-125
Lineage: Eukaryota; Fungi; Ascomycota; Pichiomycetes; Serinales; Debaryomycetaceae
Gene: CRK1
Product: cyclin-dependent serine/threonine protein kinase
Exons: 1
Coding region: 1-3177 (1058 amino acids)
Biological process (GO): protein phosphorylation
Cellular component (GO): nucleus
Molecular function (GO): cyclin-dependent protein serine/threonine kinase activity; ATP binding
Source: RefSeq, a predicted model, not a curated record